AUGGCUGUCCGAGCACAAUUCGAAAACUCCAACGAGGUUGGCGUUUUCUCAACACUAACAAACUCAUACGCCCUGGUGGCGGUCGGCGCGAGCGAGAACUUCUACAGCGUGUUCGAAGCCGAGCUACAGGACGUCAUUCCCAUCUGCAGGACCACGAUUGCGGGCACACGGAUCAUCGGGCGGUUAACAGCAGGCAACCGCAAAGGCCUGCUCGUCCCGACCACGACAACCGACCAGGAGCUGCAGCACCUGCGCAACAGCCUACCGGACGAGAUCCGAAUCCAGCGCAUCGAGGAGCGGCUGUCGGCGCUGGGCAACGUCAUCGUGACAAACGACCACACUGCGCUAAUUCACCCGGAUCUGGAGCGCGAGACGGAGGAGAUCAUCGCCGACGUGCUGGGAGUUGAGGUGUUCCGGCAGACGGUCGCCGACCACGUGCUCGUGGGGUCCUAUAUGGCCCUCAGCAACCAGGGCGGCCUUGUCCACCCCAAGACCAGCAUCCAGGACCAGGACGAGCUGAGCAGCCUGCUGCAGGUCCCGCUUGUCGCGGGCAGCGUCAACCGCGGGAGCAACGUCAUUGGCGGCGGCAUGGUGGUCAACGACUGGAUGGCGGUUACUGGACUCGAUACCACGGCGCCUGAGCUCAGUGUCAUCGAGAGUGUCUUCCGGUUGGGCGAGGGUGCGGCACCAGGGGCCAUCAAUACCAACAUGAAGGAGACGAUAGUGGAGUCGUUCUACUGA
Parathielavia appendiculata is the source of this 741-nucleotide messenger RNA. Its product is annotated as translation initiation factor 6. The record is from RefSeq and is a predicted model, not a curated record. The coding region runs from base 1 to 741 and encodes 246 amino acids. NCBI's taxonomy places the organism in Eukaryota, Fungi, Ascomycota, Sordariomycetes, Sordariales, Chaetomiaceae. Gene Ontology annotation, cellular component: preribosome, large subunit precursor; cytosol; nucleolus. Gene Ontology annotation, molecular function: ribosomal large subunit binding. Gene Ontology annotation, biological process: assembly of large subunit precursor of preribosome; maturation of 5.8S rRNA; cytosolic ribosome assembly. The transcript is spliced from 3 exons.